Molecule: messenger RNA, 665 nt
Organism: Medicago truncatula (barrel medic)
Lineage: Eukaryota; Viridiplantae; Streptophyta; Magnoliopsida; Fabales; Fabaceae
Product: monothiol glutaredoxin-S11
Exons: 1
Coding region: 141-440 (99 amino acids)
Source: RefSeq, a predicted model, not a curated record
UCAAAUAUAUAUAGUUUUCUAUAUAUUUCCAAUUAUCCUUUAGCCUCUACAUUUGCUUGUAACUUUUGUCUCUAGAAAAUAAUUAUUUUUUCAUCUACAUUUUAUUUGAAAUUACCUAUUUGAUCAGUUUUUAUAUUAACAUGGAGAAGGUGAUGAGGUUGGCUACAGAAAAGGGUGUGGUGGUAUUCACCAAGAGCUCUUGUUGUCUAUGCUAUGCAGUGAACAUUUUGUUUCAAGAAAUUGGAGUGUACCCUGUGAUUCAUGAAAUUGACAAAGAUCCUGAAGGGAAAGAAAUGGAGAAAGCUAUAACAAAGUUGGGUUGUAAUGCACCUGUCCCUGCAGUAUUCAUUGGAGGAAGGCUUGUGGGGUCCACCAAUGAAGUAAUGUCCCUACACCUAAGUGGUUCACUCGUUCCACUACUUAGGCCAUACCGAAUUUAGCUUAAUUUGAUCUUAGGAACACAUGCAAAAUACACGUCCCAGCAGCAGCUACCUUUAUUGGAAGAAUAAAGUACUAGUAUUAGACAAUAACUAGUACUAUUAUAGUCUUAAGUAAGAUAAGUAUUCAUUAAUAGUCUAUCCAAUGAUGUGCUAUUAAGUUUCUAUUAUUUGUUAGCUAUGAUGUAAUCUGCUAAAUAUUAUUCUUAAUCAAGUCUUAUUUAUAUA